Suncus etruscus (white-toothed pygmy shrew) is the source of this 2336-nucleotide messenger RNA. It is a transcript of the gene ANGEL1, whose product is annotated as angel homolog 1. Bases 29 to 2032 code for a protein of 667 amino acids. Gene Ontology annotation, molecular function: 3'-5'-RNA exonuclease activity. NCBI's taxonomy places the organism in Eukaryota, Metazoa, Chordata, Mammalia, Eulipotyphla, Soricidae. The record is from RefSeq and is a predicted model, not a curated record. The transcript has 10 exons.
UGAGGCGGGCGCGGGCGGGCGGCCGGCCAUGAUCGCGUCGUGCCUGUGUUACCUGCUGCUGCCGGCCGCGCGCCUCUUCCGCGCCCUCUCAGAUGCUUUUUUCACAUGUCGAAAAAAUGCCCUCCUGGCGAAGAGUGCAGCCCCCCAGGUAGAAGGCAACUUUGCAAUGGCCCCUCGGGGCCCUGACCAGGAGGAGUGUGAGGGCCUACUGCAGCAGUGGCGAGAAGAGGAGUCAAGCCAGGUGCCCUCCACUGUGAAUGAGGGGCCCCUUGUUGAUAAGGAACUAGCCCAGAGCAGCCUGGAACUCCUGAUGGAUAACCCUGGAGAACAGGAUGCUGUUUCAGAGGACAAAUGGUCCAGCAGGCAGCUGAGUGACCUUCGGGCAGCUGAGAACGUGGAGGAGCCUUUACCCGAGAUGCUAGAAGAGGAGCCGGUGCCCGAGGUGGAGGACUCGAUGUGGGCAGCAGUCCCCAUGCAGCCAGCUCCUGAGUAUGCAGACUGUGCUGUCCUCCCUAUGGUUUCCCUGACCACAGAGCAGUGGGAAGAGGAUCCUACAGGGGUAGCUUGGAACAUGGCAGCUGAACCUAUCCCACAGGAAGAGGCUCCCAUCUGGCCCUAUGAAGGCUUGGGGCAGUUACAGUCUACCCCCAUGGAAAUCCCAUAUCAUGAAAUCCUGUGGCGAGAAUGGGAGGAUUUCUCCACUCAGCCAGAUGCCCAGGGCCUGGAGUCAGGGGAUGGCCCUCAGUUCCAGUUCACACUUAUGUCUUAUAACAUCCUGGCUCAGGACCUGAUGCAUCAGAGCUCAGAGCUCUAUAUGCACUGUCACCCGGAUAUCCUCAAUUGGAACUAUCGCUUUGCAAACCUCAUGCAAGAAUUCCAGCACUGGGACCCUGAUAUCCUGUGUCUCCAGGAAGUCCAGGAAGAUCACUACUGGGAACAACUGGAACCCUCUCUGCGGAUGAUGGGCUUUACCUGUUUCUAUAAGAGGAGGACCGGGUGUAAAACAGAUGGCUGUGCUGUUUGCUACAAGCCUACAAGAUUCCGCCUGCUCUGCGCCAGUCCUGUCGAGUACUUCCGGCCUGGCUUGGAGCUCCUCAAUCGGGACAAUGUGGGCUUAGUGUUGCUCCUGCAGCCACUAGUCCCAGAAGUCCUGGGACAAGUCUCGGUGUCCCCGCUCUGUGUGGCAAAUACUCACGUCCUGUACAAUCCUCGCCGGGGUGAUGUCAAGUUGGCCCAGAUGGCCAUUCUUCUGGCUGAAGUUGACAAGGUGGCCAGAUUAUCAGAUGGCAGCCACUGCCCCAUCAUAUUGUGUGGGGAUCUGAACUCUGUUCCUGAUUCACCACUCUACAAUUUCAUCAGGGAUGGAGAACUCCAGUACCACGGGAUGCCAGCCUGGAAGGUAUCAGGACAGGAAGACUUCUCCCAUCAGCUUUACCAGAGGAAGCUACAGGCCCCACUCUGGCCCAGCUCCCUGGGCAUCACUGACUACUGUCAGUAUUUUUCCUCCUGUUACUCCAAGAGAUCAGAGAGACGAAUAUAUGGCCGCGACUUCCUGCUAAGAUUCCAAUUCUGCAGCGUUGCUUGUCAGCGACCUAUAGGACUGGUUCUUUUGGAAGGAGUGACAGACACUAAACCAGAGCGACCUGUUGGCUGGGCUGAGUCUAUCCUGGAGGAAGACUUGUCCAUACCUGAGCCCUUCUACCCUAGGACUGUGGGCACCAUCCAGCACUGUCUUCACCUGACCUCGGUCUAUACCCAUUUCCUGCCCCAGCAUGGCUGCCCCGAAGUCACCACAAUGCCACUAGGUCUUGGAACAACGGUGGAUUACAUCUUCUUCUCAGCCGAGUCUUGUGAGCCUGUGGACAGAAAUGACCACAGGCUGUAUCCGGAUGGGACACUCAAGCUCCUUGGCCGUCUCUCCCUCCUGUCUGAAGAGAUUCUCUGGGCUGCCAAUGGUUUACCCAACCCCUUCUGCUCCUCGGACCACCUCUGCCUGCUGGCCAGCUUUGGAAUGGAAAUCACCAGCCCGUGACUGCUCCCAGGGGAAGAGAGCGCAUCUGGAUCAGAGACUGUGGAGAUACCCUGUGCUUCUGGAAAUUUAGAUCCGAGAAACUUUUGCCCCUUCCUCCCCUGUUCCCUUUCCCCCUGGUUAGAUUUUUCUUUGGGCUUGUCCACAUUCUGUGCCUGUGGUCCCUGCCCCACCCCAACCUCUUCCUAAUCCUGUGCUGCCUAAUUCAGUGGCCCUGGAAGAGGCAAAGGGGGCGGUUCCCCCUUCCUUCCAUGUAUCCAGCACUCCCCCCUUGAUUUUUAAUUACCAGGGUUGUGGGAGCUAUUGA